CCCGAGGAGGAGAUUCUACUAAUUAUCCACAAUACGCUCAUACAUCCUCCAUCUCCUAGUCAUUUUCCUUCUAAUGACUACCCAAGACAAACGAGACAUCCAGCAUGGAUUCUUGCAACGCUGUGAACAAGCUUACGAUUUGGUCCAGGGAUUCCUCCAUGACACAUUACCGUGGUCACCGGUGCCCACCACCAAACACGGCUUCAAAUACAACCACGUGUUGCGACAACAAGUCAAGGACAAGGUUUUGUUGAGCAUGGACAAGUUGGAAAUGUCUAUUGAUUUACACGGACUUGAGGAGAUCGCUAUUAGUUACAACGGAGGCAAGGACUGUCUCGUGAUGCUUAUAUUACUCCUCGCUACCAUCCACAAAAAAUUCGCCUCUUCAAACUUUGAAAACCCCAGUUACAACAUGUUGCCCCGAGAUUACAAGCUCGAUUCGAUAUUCAUCAACGCCGAACCACAAUUCCCCGACUUGCUUCAGUUCAUAGAACAAAGUACAGACUACUACCAUCUCAACCCCAUAAUCAUAAAGUCGUCCCUCAAGGACGGCUUUGAAUACUAUCUCAACAACAUGAACACAAAGGUAAAGUCAGUUAUUGUGGGAAUAAGAUAUUCCGACCCCUAUGGGAGUACCCUCCACUAUGAACAGCCUACUGAUCACGAUUGGCCCAAGUUUUUACGUAUACAUCCGAUCUUGCACUGGAAUUACGUCGACAUAUGGGACUUUCUUAUUGGAUGUGACUUGGACUAUUGCAAAAUGUACGAUUGGGGGUAUACCAGUUUAGGUGGCAUAAACGCAACUGUGCCCAACCCAUAUCUCAAGAUCGAAGGUACAGACAAGUACUUGCCUGCGUAUAUGCUCACAGAACACGCCGACGAGAGGGAAAGAUUAGGAAGAAACAAAAAGUAAUAUACAUAUAUAUAUAUUAAUAGAUAAUACUACUACUAAUUGGCACUACUGCCUCUUCUCUUGUUUGAGUUUGCACUAUUCACCAACACAUUCCGGAAAUACUCUUCGGAACAUGGCCCAACUCCAAUCUCACCAAGUGCCCGUUCAGCACUGGUGUAUCCGAUCCUAAUUGGUACAUCCAGCGAGUGAUUAUUCUUUUUAAGCUCAAGUGUGCGCAACUUCAAUAUCAACUCUACUUCCUUACGAUUGUUCUCAUCAAUUAAACUCUGCAAGUAUUGCAAAUACUCCACUGACUUGGUCAAGAUUUGCCCCUUGUUAGGCUUGCCGUCUUUGGUACCAGCAAUCUUUACUGCGUUAUUCACAUCUUCUUCGGUAUCUCCCAUCCCCUCAGAUCCUUCCUUGGUAACAUCAGGCAGUCCAGCUUUUGUGGUAUCCUGGAAGAAUUCUGCAGGUAUUAAAGUCAGUAACUCCUGGAUCUUUUCAUUUAUGUUAUCUCGACGCUUGCGUUCAUUCCCUUGAUCAAACUUGUCAUCUUCAUUAUCACUUCCUUGGUUCGACUUGAUGAUCGCACUGUUUCUCCUCGACCGGGGCUUGCUUAUACCUCCGGUGUUGUGACUGCCGCCUAUCCCCUGUAGCGAUUGUGAAAGUUGUUUCUUGAUAUCAAGGGAGUUUCCGGGAGAGCUUAAUAGGUGAUCAAUGUUCUCUUGCUUGACUGCAAUGGUAGGAAUACCACCCUGCAGCAGCAGCAGUUGUUGUUGUUGUUGUUCAUUUGAAGCUGGACUGGAUGAAUCGGAUCCAGAAACCGUAUCAGAGUUAUUGACAUCUGACGACUUGAGAAAUGACUCUUUGAAACCUCCAAACUGUGCCAUGGCGUGUGUGUUGCUGUAAAGGUUACUCU
Spathaspora passalidarum NRRL Y-27907 is the source of this 1811-nucleotide messenger RNA. It is a transcript of the gene FAD1, whose product is annotated as FMN adenylyltransferase. Gene Ontology annotation, biological process: FAD biosynthetic process. Lineage: Eukaryota; Fungi; Ascomycota; Pichiomycetes; Serinales; Debaryomycetaceae. Bases 74 to 913 code for a protein of 279 amino acids. The record is from RefSeq and is a predicted model, not a curated record. Gene Ontology annotation, molecular function: FMN adenylyltransferase activity. The transcript is spliced from 2 exons.